Ixodes scapularis (black-legged tick) is the source of this 8630-nucleotide messenger RNA. RefSeq names its product ubiquitin carboxyl-terminal hydrolase 43. Gene Ontology annotation, biological process: protein deubiquitination. NCBI's taxonomy places the organism in Eukaryota, Metazoa, Arthropoda, Arachnida, Ixodida, Ixodidae. The coding region runs from base 721 to 3567 and encodes 948 amino acids. The transcript is spliced from 11 exons. The record is from RefSeq and is a predicted model, not a curated record. Gene Ontology annotation, molecular function: cysteine-type deubiquitinase activity.
AAAAACGCGAAAUCAGCCCGUUUCUGUCGUUCCGCCGCCCGCUGCUACUACGACGCUGUGUUUGUGUGACAUUGAAAUCGCCGCAGCCGCCGCAACAACUGCCAAAGUUAACAAGAGAAAGACGACAACGAAGACAUAAACAAAGCGCUUCCAGUUCGCCCUCGGUCCGUCCGGCCGCGCUCGCUUGUUAUGUGUGUGUAGCGACGUGCGUCAUCCGUCGACGACUGGCGAAGUACGCUCCGUCGCAAUCCUGCCCGCCUCGCUUCCCUGCGUCUUGCGUGUCGUCCGCCUCGCGGCUUGCGUGAGUGAAUUUUACGCCGCUACGCAGUAAGCGCUCCCCAUUCUUUCGAGCGGGCAGCGGUACCCAUAUUCCGCGCUUCCUUUCCUGACGGCUCCAUGAUGAUGGGGACGACGUCAACGCAAGUACGGACCGCGCACCUGACUUGUCGCCGCAGCCGUCGGCCAGCCGACCCUACCUCAGCUGCUACAACACCGAAGACCACGUCGCUGUCAUCCCACGCACCGAAAAGGAUGUGAGUUUUUGGACGCCGCGUCGGCGUUUUCAAGUCCGAAAACACAGCUGUCGCGCUGCGCUCUGCAGUGACACAACGCGACAGGUCGGUUCGAUCGCGGAGAAAAUCAAACAGCAUCGACAAAAAAAACGAAAGGAGGUCGUUGAAUCGAGUACGGAGAGAGACUCUCCAUGUGGCAACGCACGCUAUGCAUUCGUCAGCGUCACCGCCCAGUCGACGUCGUCAACAGCCUCCGGGGUCCUUCUUCACGAUCCCUCGGUGGAUGGGGGGAGCCCGCAAGCAACUGCAGUACCGAAGUCUGCGGUCCCUCGAAGACCCCGGCGGCGCGGGGUCGACGUCCACCACGACCAAGUCGACGGGGUCGCAUAGACCCAAGCGACCCAGCCUGUUCGAUCAGCUGGUUCGGCGGUUCUGCACGCCCGCGCCGCGUCACCUCUCCAAGGGUUCCCACCAGCAGCACUACGGACCCGUCAGAACGGGGUCGCUUCGCGACGUCCGGUCGCGGGCGGUCGGCGGCGACCCCGGCGACAGUCGGAAGGACGCGUUCGCGGCCAGACCGGACGCGCUUAAGGUCGUUCCCGCGGUCGCCGGCCUCCGGAACGAAGGCAACACCUGCUUCAUGAACGCUGUCCUCCAGUGCCUGAGCAACUCCGACGCCUUCGCGGAGUACCUGGUGUCCGAAAGGUACCGAGGCGACUUGCUCAGGAAGGGGGGUGCUGGUCGGUCGACGUCGGGGUCUGGUGGUCGCGUCACCGAACAGCUAGCGCAAGUGAUCGCGGCGCUGUGGCGGGGUCGGGCAGACGCCGACGUCUCGGCCCGCUUCAAGUCUGUGGUCGAGAAGCAUGCCAGUCAGUACCAGGGCAGCGAGCAGCACGACGCACAGGAGUUCCUCAUGUGGCUGUUGGACAAGGUGCACGAAGACCUGGAUGCUGGGGACGACGGUGCCACUGGAAAGCGGUCGCACAAGAGGCCCAAGGCUGCCGCUGAGCGUUUCGGCUCCUCCCGCAAUGCCCGGGGCUCCGUUCCGUCAUCCCUGCCCGGCGAGUGGCAGCCUAGGAGCCCGCACCCUGCGCCCCCAGCGAGCCGCUGGCAGGGCAGCCGGGUGGCGUCCCUGUUCGGGGGCCAGCUGCGGCUGCGACUGACGUGCCCUCGCUGCGGCCGCCAGAGCAUCACCUUCGACCCUUUCCUCUGCCUGUCCCUGCCCAUCCCGGUGCCCCAGCAGUGGCUCUGCCGGCUCAGCUUCGUCCCGCGCAACGCGCCACCCGUGAAGCUGGGCUUCCACCUGGACUGCAGUGCCACGAUGGAACAGGUCCGACAGAGAGUUGCAUCCGAGUGUCACGUUCCAGCAGACCAGCUCCUGCUGCUGGAAGAGACGAAGGAAGGGUACGGAAACCUGUUCUCGGGGGAUGAGCCCGCGAGCGGGGUUCCGCCGGGUGCUCGGCUGGUGGCCUUGGAGCUUCCGUCGGCCAAGGUCACGGCCACAACCCCCAAAGACGCCCUGCUUCUGCUACUCUGUCGGUCCCGGCUGGGCUCCUCUGGACCCUGCCUCGGUGCCACGCGGGCAGUCUGGGUGCCGCGGGAAGUGUCGUACAACGAGCUCAAGUCCAAGGUGGUGGAGAGUCUUCCCUCGGCGGGCCGGAGCUCCCUCAAGGACCAGGGUCUGGAAAAUGGCUUCGAGGUGCUGGCCUGGGACGCGCAGCGGACGCUUCCAACGGACGUGGACCACCCGCUCUUUCUGGAGUUUGUGGACCAUGUUCUGGAGGCCUUCCGGGACGUGACUCCGGUGCCGCUGCUCCGACUGCUGCUCCGCUGGGAACCACGUGCAGCCGACCGACUCUUCCUCGCAGAGGAUUCGAUCGCCGAAGAAGGUGCGGACGUGUCCAUGGAACAGGAGUCGGCGCCCUCAGUGUCCCUCUCCGAUUGCCUCGACUUCUAUUUCACCGAGGAGAAGCUGGAACCGGACGAGGCAUGGCUGUGCCCGCAGUGCGAGAGCAGGCAGCAGGGUGUGGCCCAGCUGGCACUGUCCUCUUGCCCAGACAUCCUGGUGGUCCACCUCAAGCGCUUCCAUCAGAGCGGACGCCACCACGGCAAGCUGGCGACGCGGGUGGAGGUGACCCAGAACGACCUCGACCUGGGGCCCCACCUGUGCCAGCAGGGGUCCGGGCUUCGGGGGGCCAAGUACGACCUGUACGCCCUGUGCAGCCACCACGGGGCAGGCCUGCAGGGAGGGCACUACACGGCGUGCUGCAAAAACCCAGUGGACGGGAACUGGUACCUAUUCGACGACGCCAGAGUGCGCCCCGCAACGCCGGAAGACCUGAUGGCACGGGAUGCCUACCUACUCUUCUACCAGCGCCAGAACCCCGACGACCGUAAAAUCGGUUCCGGUUCGGCGCUCGGAACAACAACCUCCGGCCACUGGUUCUCCCGUGCACCACCUCUCUCAUCGAGCCGGAGCCACGAGCAGCUCUUGGAACGUUCUCCCGUUCGACGGCGGGAAACCGGUUCGUCUCCGGUUCGUGCUGGUACGCCUCCUGCUCUUCCCCCUCCUCCGACCAGCUACUCGGUUCUGCCGGGCGGCUGCUCCCCUUCGGCCGGCGACGGGAGUCCCGGUUUGCCAGCCGCACCAGUUCGCACCAAUUCGUUGAGCCGUGGGGAGCCCCAGGAUACCACCCCACGAGCCUCUGGACCCCAAGUCUCCGGUUUGCAAGUCUCCUGUUUGCAAGUUUCCGGGUUACAAGCUCCUAGCUUGCGGACCUCCAGUAUGCGAAAUGGCGUCAUGCGGGACGGAGUCAUGCGGGACGGAGUCAUGCGAGACGGAGUCAUGCGGGACGGAGUCGUGCGAAAUGGCGUCAUGCGAAAUGGCGUCAUGCGGGAUGGUAUCAUGCGGGACAUCACUGUGCAAGAUGCCAGUCUGUUGCCUAACAUGUCUCAAGACAAGCCAACUGUUGAGCAGUGUUCCCCUGGGGACGCAGGAGCUGAGGCACAGCAGCCCACCCACAAGGAAGCUUUCUGGACUGUGACUUCUGUGUGAUCUUGAAACGACCUUGGGGUGACCUUCGAAAAGGGACUGUUCAACAACGAAUGCGAACUGUUCUGAGCUCCCAUACCCCUCUCACACACGGACAACAACCGGCAAAAGGAGAGGAGGGCAAUGCUUUGCCGGUGUCUUCUAGUCUUGUUUUGGUUUUUGCGUGCUAAAGUUGUGUGCUAAAAUCUCCUACUUUAGUGCGGCCUGUUGAGUGUUUUCUUCUUUUUUUUCUUCGGCAUUCUCUUUUAGCGAGGCGAUUGUGCAGACUUUGGGGAGUUUUUCUUUUUUUUUUUGGUCCGUGUCUGCAACGACAUGCUAUUUAGUCGCUCCUCUAGAAAGUUUUUGAUUUUAGUAAAGCUCAAAAUUGAUUCUUUUUUUUUUUUUACUGUUGCGUUUACGGUUAAAUGAAAUGGUUGUGUCGGGAGGUUUUUGUAUCUCUUCAAUCGAUCAGAGCGGCAUAUGAUUUGACCCUUGAAUGUCUGCACGAAUGUCGUAAACCGAGUUAUUUAAAAAAGAGUGAACAGCGGAAACUCCCUUUUUACUUUGACGUAAGUUUCAGACACGUUUGCAGAGACAUAUCUAGUGAUGUUAUAUUUUAGAAACCGUCGUAUCUCUUUUUUUCUUUUUAUCCUGGCAAGCUAGGGGUUUGCUGACGCUGUAGUCAGCGUUCGUUACUGUGCGUAGAAGGACGGUGUUGUCGAGAGGGCUUUACAAAGUGCCGGGUUAGUCAGCAGUACUAAUCCACGCAAACAUGUUGACCACUUCAAGUGCAUUUGGUGGAGCUGUUUCUACCGUCGUGUAGCUGGUCGGAAGAUUAUGUAUAUCGAGUUGUUUUUUGCAGCCGUCUGUGAUAAGACAAAAGAUGGAGUAGUCCGAUAGCGCGGUUGCGCCAAGGCAGUCUGUUUUAUCGAAUGCCGUGGAUAGUAAAGCCACUGGAAACACGGGCCAAAAAUACAAGAGCACUUUGUAGCUAAAUUGCCGCAGUCCGUAGCCAGAUGUUUACUGCGCUGAUUGGUGCUGUGGACUUGCAGUCGAAAGCACAAGUUUUUGUCCCAUAGUACCGGGUCGGCCGGGUGGAUUGUUAGUUUGUGAAUGUCUUACUCAAGUUCAUUCUUUUAGCUUGUCACACCAAAUUUUCUUUUUUUGUAUGGAAGCUUAUGGAAGCAGUAGGCUUUUUAUUUUGAAAUUUGGAAAACUUACUUUAGGCUGGGCCUGAAGUUAAAUGUGAGAAUUACGCUUUCUUCUGGGUGGUGUUCCAGCUAGGCCUACUUGUCUUCAAGGCGGGAGGCUGCUCCAUUUGUCUCUCUAGUUUUCCUAUCUGCAGUUACCAUGAAAUCCAACCAGGCAGACAGUUAGUUAACUUAGCUUUGCAGACAUGGUAAAGACUGAUUGGUUGACCCAGCCAUGCUUCAGUGGCGCCGCUUGUUAUCAAACAUUUGUUUAAUAUGAGUUGAUUACACUGAAGCGUGUCCAACACAAUAACCUUUUUCUUGACUUCGAUGAAGAGUUAAUGGUCUUGUGUAUAUUAAGGUGGACUAGUUGGUUCAACAUACAAAUACAUACUAAAUGGUUUUUUAUGAUAGCAGAAGCUACAUAUUUUUCAACAGCACUGCAAAUAAUUUCCUUCACUUUCCUUUCAUCAGUAUGAGAGGGAAUGAGCAAACUUUUACAAAGUUUAGGGGGAAAAGUCAAUUGCACUAUGCACUAACGUUGCAUUUUAAUUACCCAAAUUUAGCUUCUUCACCGUCUACAAUUUGGAAAGCUCAAAGGCAGGAGUAAAAGCCAUGGCCUUUGUCUAAUUGUUAUCAUUUAACUGUUGGCCUUCACUGGUUUUUCUUAGUGUUUUUUUAUAACAUCAGGCUCUACAGUAGCUAACAGUAUACCUUUCAGGGAGUAGAAACCAAACAUAUGUCACUGUUUCUUUCGUAAGUGAUGUUCUUAGAACAUUUGUUUGCCAUAUUAUUGGGGUUAUGAAAAAAAAAAUUCAGUGACGAGAGUAAAGUUAAAAAAAAAGACGGGAAAUGGAAGAGAGCCACUCUUUCAUCUUGACUUUGGCGUUAGGUAGGCUGAGCUCAACAGCCUUCAUUGCAAACAAGAAAGUUUUUUUCAUUCCCGAAUCCUAAAGAGGCAUAGGCUCAUCCUUCGAGCUUUAUGGACAUGGCGCCCAGGACCAGUGUGGUUGCUUGUCUCGAAUCUCAGCAUAAUAGCUUUAGAAAUGAACUUGUCUGGUUCAUUCAGAACCUCUACAAUGCAUCCGGCCUGAACAUUACUUUGUCAUGGGGUAGCUACCACAUUAAUGGCCUACAGGGUGUUCAUACUGUGUGGCCAGAGGGAAAACCCAAUCAUCCUUGAUUUUUUCUUGGCACCUGAGUGUUUCCUGUUAAUUGCAGUGUUUCCUGUUAGUUUGUGUCAGCCAACACAAAGUAUAUCCAGAGUUAUCAAACUGUUGAAGAUGAGAAGUUUGUUAGUUUUUAUGGAAAGUACACUUAGGGAGUGUGGAGCAGCCAACAUACAGUCUUCAUCUGGAUUAUCAUUUAUGGAGUAUCCCGGUGUUUCAUUUUCCAGUUUCCAGGAGGCGAAGAAAUAAGACAUCUUCUGCAAUAGACCCUUUUCAGAAUUCAGUGCCAUCUGGUGACUCAAUUGGCAGUUUAACUUUUACCGUACUAAUGACGGCAAUGAACCUGUGGUCUGCAGUAUUUUAUGGGGCACCUACUCUUUCGCAAGUCAACGGUAAACGAAAAUGUGCGCUCCACUGUACAGUUCUUUUUCAAUCUCUUUUAGUGUCGAUGGUGAAACCCGCAUAGACUCCUUGAUAAAAUUCGAUGCAUGAAGGGGCUUUGAAGCCGAGUGUGUGCUACUAACGUAUUGACUGGGCCCCGAGUUAGAAAUGAAUGCUUACGCAGCUCUUGCAUCCAAUUACUGCUUCACGUCGCGCUAACGUCUAGUAUGUAUAGGCCUCGAAUCAUCUGCUUAGGAGCAUCUUCAUCAUCUUCCUUCAUCAGUAAACAGAAGGCUACCAUUAGUAUAGAACAUGCCAUUUUUUAGAUGAUGGUCAUCAAAGUGGCCACACUGAAUUCUGGAAAGGGUCUGUUAUAAGACAGUUCAUGGAAUUCCUUCAUAGUAAAAGUUCAGACGAAGGUAACCUACAGCUUCACGAAAAAGAAGGCCCUGAAGAAUGUAGAGCAGAUUUGACGUAACCCUUCGAUAUCCAGCGUUGCCCAGGAGCAACAACUCUAGAAUGAUUUAUUUUCUCGGGCCACAUGUUCCUCAAUAAAUUUAGCGCCCUCUGUCGCGUGGGCCAGGAUACCUGUCCUAGCAGUCGAGGAUCAAAAUGCAUCUUCAUAACGGGCCACUUAUCUUUCAAAACCAAAGCCGACAGUGGAUGUGACGCAGGAUGGCGUGCACCACCGGCCUCAAAACUGCGAGAAGAAAGACCGGCGCAAAUAUUGCAAAUUCUUUUAGACCUUUCUCUACUGUGAAAAAUUCAAAAAGAUGUAACUGUUUUCAUCCGUUUCAUGUGAAGUAGCGCCGCAAAUGCCCAAUGUUGCUCCCAGACAAUAUUUCGAAAACAUGAAAAGGAUGUGUAGUUUCUUUUUAAACCAGAUUUCUGUUAUUUUGAUUUCUGUGUUUGAAUGCCAAGUCAGGGUUUGUAGGUCUCUAGUAUUUCAAGUAAAGUUUUGGGCUUGAAAGGGAUAAUCAUCGGAACUCUCACAUAGCGUACUUUAUUUGUAUUUCUACCACAUCGCGCUAGUUCUUAAAUCGUACAGCUGAACGUCGAAUCAUCACAUAAGACGACUUGGAUUAGCUUCGUAGCUGCUUCUGUGUGUUUGCAAAGACCUGUAGUAGAGCGAGCGUACUUGUAUAAAUUCUUGCAACAAAAUGUUCAUUCAGGCAGGCGUGUGGAGAGGCAUGAAACCUGAUUGAUGUUGUUUGAGACCGACGUUCGUUGCUUCAUGGGCAAUAAUAUCUACCCCCGAUGCCCCAAAACGACGUCAUAGUCCAGACGUCUGCUCAACGCCAUUCUUCAAAAUGGCGACGUCCAGCAUGCAUUCUCCCGUAGAGGUGCCCACAAGCGCGGCCAACGACUGUAUGCGGUCUCGUAGUUUCGCGUGUCAUGCAAUUCAUUGAGUGUCCGGUUUCUCUGGUCAAUCUGUGGAACUUCCCACCUCCCUGUCUCAUAACGGCGGACUAGCGGCCCAAGGCAACAGCUCCUAGAUAGGAAAGCCUUUGUGCCGAGUUUUCCUGCGUCACUAAAGAAGGCCGUUCGUAGGGAACUCGUGUUCAGUCAUUGGGAACACCAGUUCCUGCCGACCCCUGACUCGGUAAUGUCCAAUCUGUUCCCUACGGUGGCCUACCGUAGUGACGCAGAUAAAAAAAUUUAGCACUUGGGCUUUUUGUAUCUGGAAGGUGUUGCCCAAGUUAUCCUUGUGUAAUCUAUCCACGGCGUUUGGUAGUUUAAUAGCCCGGGGCAAAGUGUUUUUUUUUUUUCUUUCGUUUAUUUAAGAAGUAUGAAAAUUUGAAAAAAAUCGUUAUUCCACGAAGUUUGUGGAACUACGAGAGACGUUUUAGGGCAGCUGCCCAUAUACGCUUGUUGAUUAUAUAACUAGUGCAAGAAGCAGACGAGUUCUUGUUUUAGUGUGAUUUGUACAUAUACAUUUGUUUUUAGUUGUUAUAGUUUAUAACAGACGGUGCGCCGUAGAGGCACUGGAUAGUUUUGUUUGUUCUUUUAUUGAGUAUCCUGUCGUUACGUCAUGUUCGGAUUAGAGGGCAAGCUUCGUCCGUUGCAACUGGAUCUGUGGAGCGCGAGCGGCCUUUCGCGUUUUUGAUUAAUAGAAACAAAUAAAAAGAAACUGCCAUAUUCCUGCUUCCAACGGUUAAAAAAAAAAUAGAUAAUAAAAUAUGUUUCGAGAGCAGCGUAUAUUCACGAGCAAUCAUAUUUCGCGUGUUGUCGCGUUUUGUCACCUCGCGAUGUCUUUAAAAAUAUAUGGCAGACUGGGACCUGGCAAGUUUGCAAGAUAUGGAUGAAAAGUGGAAAUAGUUCUGCUAAUAAAAGUAAUUGACAGUUA